Messenger RNA from Xyrauchen texanus (razorback sucker), 10405 nucleotides. Its product is annotated as voltage-dependent T-type calcium channel subunit alpha-1H-like. Gene Ontology annotation, cellular component: voltage-gated calcium channel complex; neuron projection; voltage-gated sodium channel complex. The transcript has 33 exons. NCBI's taxonomy places the organism in Eukaryota, Metazoa, Chordata, Actinopteri, Cypriniformes, Catostomidae. The record is from RefSeq and is a predicted model, not a curated record. Gene Ontology annotation, molecular function: voltage-gated sodium channel activity; low voltage-gated calcium channel activity. Bases 41 to 6661 code for a protein of 2206 amino acids. Gene Ontology annotation, biological process: sodium ion transmembrane transport; membrane depolarization during action potential; calcium ion import.
AUUUCCUUGACUCGUGUGCACAUGGUUUGAGCAUGUGAGUAUGCUGGUCAUUCUGCUAAACUGUGUGACUCUGGGCAUGUUCCAGCCAUGUGAGGACCUCAAGUGCCAGUCUGAGUGGUGUAUCAUCCUCCAGGUAUUUGAUGACUGCAUCUUCGCCUUCUUUGCUGUGGAGAUGGUCAUCAAAAUGAUAGCCCUGGGGAUUUUUGGAUCAAAGUGUUACCUUGGUGACACAUGGAACCGCCUGGACUUCUUCAUUGUCAUGGCAGGGAUGAUGGAGUAUUCAUUGGAUGGUCAUAACGCCAGCCUGUCAGCCAUCCGGACUGUGCGAGUGCUAAGGCCCCUGCGAGCCAUCAACAGAGUGCCCAGUAUGAGGAUAUUGGUCACUCUGCUUCUAGAUACUCUGCCUAUGUUAGGCAAUGUCCUCCUGCUGUGCUUUUUUGUCUUCUUUAUAUUUGGCAUUGUUGGGGUACAGCUCUGGGCGGGACUUCUUAGGAAUCGCUGUUUCAUGGCAGAUGACGUUAAAGCCCUCUAUAAUCUGUCAUUCAUGAGUCCAUACUUCAUGCAUGAGGAUGGUGAAGACAACCCCUUCAUCUGCUCCACCAAUAAGGAGAAUGGCAUGCUGCGUUGCCAUGAGGUGUCUCCUCUUAAGGAGGGGGAUGUGGAGUGCUCUUUAAAAGCACCUCCACAGGGACAUGCCUAUUUUGGCCUGGAUGGACCCAGCAAGAACAGCUGUGUUAACUGGAAUCAGUAUUACAGUGUGUGUCAUCCUGGGGAACUCAACCCCCAUAAAGGGGCAGUGAACUUUGAUAAUAUUGGAUAUGCCUGGAUUGCGAUAUUUCAGGUUAUCACUUUGGAAGGAUGGGUGGACAUCAUGUAUUAUGUUAUGGAUGCCCACUCCUUUUACAAUUUUAUAUAUUUUAUAAUGCUUAUUAUAGUGGGUUCCUUCUUUAUGAUCAACCUGUGCCUGGUUGUAAUAGCCACCCAGUUUUCUGAAACAAAGCAGCGUGAGAACCAACUGAUGCAGGAGCAGAGAGCACGCUACCUCUCCAAUGACAGCACGCUCGCCAGCUACUCCGAGCCAGGAAGCUGCUACGAGGAGAUGCUCAGGUACAUCAGCCACCUGUGCCGCAAGGUGAAGCGCCGCGCUUCCCGCAUCUACCAUGGCUGGCAGAGCAAGCGCAGAAAGAAAAUGAACCCCAACAGUGGGCUGGGUGGAGGAGGAGGGGGUGGAGGUGGGGCUAAUGGUCACAGCAGGCACAGAGGUGGUGGCCACUGGGUCCGCUCCAUACACAAUCUCAUCCAGCAGCACCAGCGUCAGCAUUGUCACCUCAGCAAUGGCAGCCCCAGCCCUCUUGCUGCUACGGGGACUGGCGAGGCUCUAGAAAUGAGGUCCAUCACAACGGGACCACAGCUUACUGUGUCCUCUCAGCUAACCACUGUGCAGAAUCUAUCUUCCAGGACUCAAUCUGUGCACAGUAUCUAUCAAGGGGAUUUUCACGUGACCCCGCAAGUGCGAACGAACACUGCUGGUGAGCCCACACUUCCAAGAUUAAACGGGGGCAUGAAUUAUCCAACCAUCUUGCCCUCCUUCAUCUGCAGCUACACUGCCAGCAACCCUGCAGGUAAAGGGAGAGUGGAGUCCAACACCAAUACAGGAUGUGAUGCGAUAUAUCCCUUCGAGAAGCUGCAACAACUCCUGGGAGAACACAGUCACAGUCAUGUGCUGCUGCAGAUGGCUGGUGUGGUGCCCAGUCCUCUACUCUUUGAGCUCUUGAGCUGCCCGUUUUGUGUUAGGGCUCUGGAAAACAUGGACCUGGAGCUUAGUGAUUCAGACUACUCCAGGUCAGAAGGGGAUGUGGUGUAUGAGUUCUCCCAAGGAGCGGAGUUUAAACCCAGCUGUUCAUCCCGUCACAAAAUACUGGAGGAGCGUAACCACUUGCCGCAGUACUGGCAUGACUUCCGGGACAGACUGAAUCGCAUUGUGGAUAGCAAAUACUUUAAUCGAGGAAUUAUGUUUGCCAUCCUCAUCAACACUUUAAGUAUGGGGAUAGAAUACCAUGAGCAGCCUGAGGAGCUGACAGACAUUCUGGAGAUCAGCAAUAUUGUCUUCACAAGCAUGUUUGUCCUAGAAAUGCUCUUCAAACUGCUGGCCUUUGGUAUCUUCGGCUACAUCAGGAAUCCAUACAACAUCUUUGAUGGGAUUAUUGUAGUCAUAAGUGUGUGGGAGAUCAUAGGACAGGCAGAUGGAGGUCUUUCAGUGCUGAGAACAUUUCGACUUCUGCGUGUCCUCAAACUGGUGCGCUUCCUCCCUGCACUUCGCAGACAGCUGGUGGUCCUCAUGAAGACUAUGGACAAUGUGGCGACAUUCUGCAUGCUGCUCAUGUUGUUCAUCUUCACUUUCAGCAUUCUUGGAAUGCACCUGUUUGGAUGCAAAUUCAGCCUAAAGAUGGAGAAUGGAGACACAAUUCCAGACAGGAAAAACUUUGACUCCCUGCUGUGGGCCAUUGUCACUGUGUUUCAGAUUCUGACUCAGGAGGACUGGAAUGUGGUUCUCUACAAUGGAAUGGCUUCCACCACGCCAUGGGCUGCUCUUUAUUUUGUGGCUCUGAUGACUUUUGGGAAUUACGUGCUCUUUAACCUGCUGGUGGCCAUCUUAGUGGAGGGAUUUCAGGCAGAGGGGGAUGCUAACAAAUCGGACGUGGAUGAGGAAAAGAGGUCGGUGAAGUUUGAAGAGGAGAAGAAGAUGGGGGAAUUACGAGCCACAGAAUUGAAGAUGUACUCUCUGAUGAUGUCAGCGAAUGGCCAUGUGGAUCCUCGAGGCACUUUGCCACCACCAGUCAUCAUGCGCACUGCCGCCACACCCAUGCCCACUCCAAAGAGUUCUCUUGGCCCUGAAUCAGUGCUUGGUUUGAAGUCAAGGCGGGGUAGUGGGGUCUCAAUAGAUCCAAAUGCCUUUGAUCAGAAAUCCCUGACCAGCCCAAGAAGAUCUCCCUGCCAGCCCCGUGGCUCAGGCAGCAACUGGGGAAGCCGCAGGUCAAGUUGGAAUGGUUUAGGGCGAGCGCCGAGUUUGAAAAGGAAGGAUGCAUCUGGAGAAAGAGAGUCUCUGCUGUAUGGGGAGGGUAAGGGCAGUUUUGAGGAUGAAAUCUCAGAGGGCGAGAAAAUGGGCAAUACCAGUGGGGGCUCAUUGCAGCACCCCUGCUCUCUAGAUAUCCCUGAGCUGCACCAGAGCCUCAGCUUGAGCCCGUUAGGAGAGUACCAUGACUGUAAUGGAAGAACUCGGCACCUUCCCACUGACCUUCCAACCACCCUUGGCAAAGAAGACUCUCUUGCAGAGGAAGAAUUGGAUGAUAGCUUCUGUUUACGUCUAAAGAAAACACUGGAAGCAUUUAAACCUAAGUGGUGCAAAGAUCAUGAAGAUUGGUCACUUUAUCUGUUAUCUCCUCAGAACAAGUUUCGGAUGGCAUGUCAAAGGUUAAUUUCUCACAAGAUCUUCGAUCAUGUGGUGUUGGUAUUCAUCUUCCUGAAUUGUAUCACCAUUGCUCUAGAGAGGCCCAAUAUUCAGUCAUCUGAGCGGGUAUUUCUCAGUAUUUCUAAUUAUGUUUUCACUGUGAUCUUUGUUGCUGAAAUGACUGUGAAGGUGGUGGCCCUUGGCUUCUGCUCUGGGAAGCACAGUUACCUACAGAGCACCUGGAAUGUUCUGGAUGGUGUUCUAGUCUUCGUCUCUCUCAUUGACAUUCUGGUCUCUCUGGCUUCCACGGGUGGGAACAGAAUCUUUGGCAUCCUAAGGGUUCUUCGUCUGCUGAGAACUCUGCGGCCUCUCAGAGUGAUUAGUCGUGCUCCUGGACUGAAGCUGGUAGUGGAAACACUAAUAACAUCUCUUAGGCCCAUUGGGAACAUUGUGCUGAUCUGCUGUGCAUUCUUUAUUGUCUUUGGCAUUCUUGGAGUUCAGCUCUUUAAAGGAAAGUUUUACCAUUGUGAAGGUCUCAACACCAAAAACAUCACCAACAAGUUUGACUGUCUUCAAGCAAACUUCAGAUGGAUUCGGAGAAAGUACAACUUUGACAAUUUGGGACAGGCUCUUAUGUCACUGUUCGUGCUAUCCUGUAAGGACGGAUGGGUGAAUAUAAUGUACGACGGUCUGGAUGCUGUGGGGGUGGACCAGCAGCCUGUGCGCAACCAUAACCCCUGGAUGCUCCUCUACUUUAUCUCUUUCCUCCUGAUUGUCAGCUUUUUUGUACUGAACAUGUUUGUGGGUGUGGUGGUGGAGAACUUCCACAAGUGUCGACAGGACCAGGAAGAAGAGGAGGCACGUAUGCGCGAGGAGAAGAGGCAGCGGCUCCUGGAGAAAAAGCGCAGGAGUAAGGCGAAAUGCGGGUCUGAGGCCCAGCAGAGACCGUACUAUGCAGACUACUCUCCAGCCCGCCUGUACAUCCACACACUGUGUACCAACCACUACCUGGACCUCUUCAUCACCUUUAUUAUCUGCAUCAAUGUGGUCACUAUGUCUAUCGAGCAUUACAAUCAGCCUUUGUACCUUGAAGAGGCACUGAAAUACUGUAACUAUGUCUUUACCAUCGUCUUCAUUAUUGAGGCUUUGCUCAAACUUGUGGCUUUUGGCUUUCGGAAAUUCUUCAAAGACAGAUGGAACCAGCUAGAUCUUUCCAUAGUUCUGCUCUCUAUCAUGGGCAUCAUGCUGGAGGAGAUCAAGAUGAACGCAGCAUUGCCAAUCAAUCCCACCAUCAUCCGAAUUAUGAGAGUGUUGAGGAUAGCCAGAGUACUGAAGCUUUUGAAGAUGGCUACUGGCAUGAGAGCCCUGUUGGACACAGUAAUGCAAGCUUUACCACAGGUGGGAAAUCUGGGCCUGCUGUUUAUGCUCCUCUUCUUCAUUUAUGCAGCACUUGGCGUGGAGCUUUUCGGGAAACUAAAAUGCAAUGACAACAACCCAUGUGAAGGAUUAAGUCGUCAUGCCACAUUUGAAAACUUUGGCAUGGCCUUUCUAACAUUAUUCAGAGUGUCAACAGGGGACAACUGGAAUGGUAUAAUGAAGGACACUUUGCGGGAGUGCACUCCAGAGGAUAAACCCUGCCUCAGCUACCUGCCCCUGGUCUCCCCCAUUUACUUUGUCACAUUUGUGUUGAUGGCUCAGUUUGUGCUUGUUAAUGUGGUGGUGGCUGUACUGAUGAAACACUUGGAGGAGAGCAAUAAGGAAGCUAAGGAAGAUGCAGAAAUGGAUGCUGAGAUUGAGAUGGAGAUGGAAAUGGCUCGGCGUCUCAGCAACGUCUCAGCAGCGAGCUCUACAGGGUCUGAUGGAAGGGCAACCUUUGUAGGACUACACCCAGAUUCACCUGAAGAGGAUGAGGGGAUGCACAGAACCCAGGAGAAUAUGCUCUCUCCACGAAAAAUCUCAGUGUUAAGGAUGCACUCUUUGCCCAAUGACAGUUACAUGUUUCACCCUGUGAGGCCGGCCAGUAAUCCAUAUCUGCUUGAAGAGGUGGAACCCAGUCAAGGGUACAUUGAAUUAGGCUCCAUCACCUCGGUUCAUUCCCAACUAUGUGAGGGCCAUUCCCUGCCCCAAGUCCCUGGUGUUCCUCCCCAUUCCCAGUUCAACAUCUGCCUCCCCAGAAUUCCCCCUCCCAAGCCCUCUCCGACCCACAGUAUAGGAAGGACUCUACACAGACAGGAGGCAAUGAAAAAUGACUCAAUUGAUGUGCAAAGUUUCAGCUCCAAAGACAAUCUUCACAGACAAGCAGGAAUCACUACAGGCAGCUUGACGCUGCCUGUCCCACGGAUUUACAGUCCCAGCAGCCCCCAGGUGUCACCCUUACCACGUGGUCCGAGCGUCCGCACCUUCCAGCACCCCCACAGCCAGCACAAUAUCUCCUCUCGACCUUCCAGUCAGGCCAGCAGAAGCACCAGCCCCAGAGGCUCUAUGUUUGACUCAGCUGAUCCGACAGAUGAGGAGGUCCGCCACAUCAACAGCACAGCACAGCUGUGGGCAGGGGUCCAGCCAGAAGCCCGGAGUCACUCACUGUCUCCUUAUGCCACCUCAGGGAUGCUGCUUCCAAUCCCAGUGAAGAACUGCAGCAGUGCUGCCAACUUAGGCGAAUUCAAAGAUAAAGACCCGAAGAAGUGCUUCAGUGUGGACACUGAGGGUUUUCUGGAAAAACCCUUCAGUACCGAUGACCAUCGUAGACACUCGAUUGAGAUUUGCCCCACAGUAGAUGAUAAGCUAUUUGUUCAAGAACUAGGUGAAAAGAAGUAUCCUCCAACACGUGGAAAGUCCUUGCACAUUCCCAGGAAGAAAAAAAUGAGCCCUCCUUGCAUCUCCAUAGAGCCCCCGUUUGAAACGGAGGCUCCUGGGUCUCUUGCAUCCAUGAAAAAGCUGUCAGAGAGCAGCAUGCUACUGCGGAGGAGGACACCAUCCUUUGACCUGACCCUGCAGCGGGACUCUCUGGGUUUGCCGGAGAGCCAGCUGUCCACCCAGCCGCUCAUCAAAGUAGAGCGUCAUCCCUCUUACUGUGCCGAGUAUUUGUCCCUGCCGCACCCCACUCCCAUGGGCGGUCUGGCAGGCAUUCUGUGCGAGAGCACACAGCCACCCCCCUUCGAUAGCAGAUUUGAAGAAUCCACAGACUUCAGCUCAGUAAACAGGACAGCCCAAUAAGAGACAUCACAGGAGAAAUGUGGGUGGCUUUAUCCAAAUGUUACCGUCUGCACUCAAGGGUGUGGCAACUAGUUGAACGGGGGACAUCAACCUCUUUCUGUAGCCAAAGUUUAUUUCUUUGUUUCUUUUUCAAAUGUAAUAUCAACCGACAGCCGAUCCUAGUUGGGACCGCUUUUGAUUCGACUGUGAUUGGGCAAGUUGUUGAACAUGGGAUAUGCAAUUUCAGGUUUCCAAAUGGAACUCUGGUUCUUAAUUUAGUCCCAGUGCUCAAUCACAUUGAUUUGAGUUCAGGAUGUGUAGUGUUACAGUAUGUUUCCUCUGUAUGAUAUUUGUCAGUCCUUCCUCUCUUGUCAUGAACAUUGCUAAUGUUUUCUGUACAGAUAGAGUAUACAGAUUAAAAAGACUAAUAAGAACUGUACAUGUUAUGUACUUUAUUAACUCAUGGUGUGUAAAAGAGAACAUAUUGUAUUAGUGAAGAAAUAAGCACUAUUCAUAUGCACAUAUUUUUUAUAGAAAUCUAUACUGUUUUUGCACAUAUCCGUUUGAACUUCAAGUUGAAUCUUCCUCUGUUGUCUUCUUGUGAAUGUAAAUUUUUUUAAUCAAAUAGCUGUGGUAUCAAUUAUAGUCUGUUUAGGCCUACAUAUAUUGAGAGGAUUCUUAUUUUUCUAUUGGGAGGCGGGGGUCUGUCAUGUAUAGAUCCAAUGAAAACCAAACUUCCAAUGAUCUGUAGCCUGAGUGCAAUACACUAUAAAUGUUUCUGUAAGUUUACCCAGUUAGGUUAAUAACUUUUUAACCCUUGUGCGACCCUCGGGACAUUUUUGUCUUUUUCAUUUUUGUUUUUUCGAUCAUUUUGUCUGUUAAUGCCAAUGGCAUUCAUUUUGCCAAAGGUGUGUACUUUUGGGGGAAUUUUUAUAUUUCAACCUCAGUUCCUAUAAUAUAUCUAUAAUACACUGUGUACACAAAAUAGCUACACUCAGGACCUUAAGGACAAAAAUGUCCCCAUAGAAACCCAUUAAAACUGCAAUAUUUGAUCACAGUGCCAUUGAAGCAUGAAAUCAUGAACUCUAUGAAAUUAUGCUUUCAUUCCGGAGCCCUGGUUUCAAAAUGUACGUUUUUAAUAUUUUUCACCAGAUGGCAAUUUUUCUCAUGUUUUGGAGCAAAUGCAUGCUUUUUUUUCCUAUUUUCGGUUUCCUGUAUUAUAGAGCACUGCAGGCCAAUUGAAUAAAUGAUGCAGCUAAAAUUGUGUGUGUGUGUGUGUGUGUGUGUGUGUGUGUGUGUGUGUGUGUGUGUGUGUGUGUGUGUGUGUGUGUGUGUGUGUGUGUGUGUGUGUGUGGGUGGGUGGGUGGGGGUGUUAAAAACAACAGUGGCACUGUGUCAACAAACUGGCAUUUAAAGGGUUAAAAAUUGAAAAUGAAUGAAUAUUCAGGACUGAUGUUGGUUAAAAAUUCAGUGAAAGUGGAAAAUAAUAUUAAUCUAAUUAAUUUUUAUGGCAGUUUUUUGACAUACAUUUUUGUCCUCUAAGGACCUCUGAGUAAUUUUUUUUUUAUUGACGCACAAGGGUUAACUGAAACACAGCCAGUAAGGUGAAUCCCACACAUACGCAACCCUUUACCAUGCUCAGGUUCAUCUCAAAAUGUAUAUUAAGAUUUCCAUCACACUCUACAUUAUGUCCUAAUUUAACAGCAACAUAACCUUUUUUAACUUUUUUGUGGCCCUUGGCUUUGGCACAAGUUGCAUGUGAAGGACAGAGUAAUACAAAUGUAAAUGUGACCUUGUUCUGUUUCUCCCGUAGUUCAAACUUUAUAACUGUCAUAGGAGAAGAAUAAGGGAGUUCAUAUCAGCACAUAUCUGAUCUCCUUUUUAAUUUAUUCAGCUUUGAAAUGGUACAUCUGGGUUUGUGUCCUCAGAAAAGAGUGAGGCGCAGUGCUCGAAGUGGGGUGGUAUGCAGCGGUACAACACUUCUCAAAGUCUCCUGGUACGAUGUAAUAUUUUUAUUUAAUGUAAGUCAGUUAUUUGAUCUGCCAAUCACUUUUAUCUGAACUUCCAAAUGAUUUUGAUCAAAUUGCGGUAAACUCCCAAACGCUCUCUGCACAAAACUUAGCGGUGAGUUUAACAACACUCGACACGUGCAAAAGCAUCGGUGCUCGUUAAACGAUCCGUGGUCCAGUUCCACAGGAGUGCGAGUGAAGCUCGUCUGGGCAAAAAAAAAAAAAAAAGCUUGUCUGGGCAUAGUUCAGCCUCGCUCUUCUCCAAAACAUGAACCUGCAACUUUUGGGUGAGCACAUUUUAUCGCAUCUUAUUCACUCAAAUGUACUUAUGCAAAUUGCUUAGCUGCUGGGUGCAGUCAAAACUACAGACUUUAAAAAAAAGGCUGUUACAGAAGUGAUGUCGGCUCAUAUGCACAACUUUUUUUUUUCACAAGAGGCAAAACGAUGAUGAAAACAGAACCUUCAUAGAAAAUACACGGGAAAAUGUGCUUUUAUUCUCAAAAUAAUUCUGCAGUGCUCGUAAAAAGAUUAUGUGAAAUGUCACUGAACUUGCUUCUGUGUGCAUCCUGACAGUGUUUGAUUCUACAUCCUCAAUCGUUCUCAAUCCUGAACAUCAUCAAAUCAGUUUUUUCACCAUUUCUAUUGAUUAUUAUCUGCACAAGUAUCUGGCUCCAGUGUGCAAAUGAAUGUGUGCAGGAUAAGGAAAGCAAAUUGUGCCUAGAAGGGAGGAUAAUUAAAAAAAAAAUGUAAGAAGAAAAAACAGACAUUAUGCUCUUUUUCAGUUUUAGGCAACAUUUAUUUUGUGUAAAAGAUAGUUCUACAUUAGAUUGCCAUUGUUCUCAUAUGUGUCUUGAUAUUGAGAAAGAUACAGACUUUAGCGCAUCUAAAUAUUCUUUCUCAGCUUACAGAGACAAUAACCCUUUGUAUGUUUUUAUUUUCAAAGUACAGCUAAUCAAACCCUAUCUGUUAGUUGAGGAUGUAAGGCCAUAUUUGUUCUUCAGCAAGAUCUUAAGAAGGAAUUUACGGCCAGACUUUGAAAAUGUAAUUUAAAUACCUCUUUUAACGUAAUUAUAUACUACUUUAAUGUAAAUAAACACAUUAUUAACAAUUUUGUUUUUACAUGUUAACAUGAUAGUUACAAUAAAAGUGAGGAGAAAAAAAUCAUGUUUAAUACUAGCAAGGAGAGUACCUGCACUUUUUUUGAAAGAAACACAAAGGAACGUUUUGGUUCUUGAAUUUUGAAGAGGUAUCCGUGUUAUUCAUGUAUAGAUCAACUAAGCCACUGUUUUGGCAAAUCACAAGUAAAAUCCUCUUAUUUAAAGUGAUAUUAGGCUAAUGUGUGCAUUGUUUCAUUUCCUAAAGAGCCACAGUUUUGCAAAAGGAUCGUUGAUUGAGUUUUUUUUUUAUUUUAUUUUUUAUUACUGUUGGACAGAGCAGUAUCUUAAUGCUAAAAGUGUUUUUAAACACUUUCAGCAUGAUAUUAUUAGCUGUUUAUAUAUAUAAACAUGAGCUUUUGUCAUCUAGCAGCCUAAUGCCCUUAACCCUUCAAUAAAUACUCAAAGUGUUUUCUUCAAGCUUUUAUGAUGACAGUCAUUUCCUGCUACUAAAACAUAUUCAUUUUAAGCAAACUGUCUGCAAUAAGUUUGAUUUUUUUUUGUUUUUAUAAGACUUGGUUGAUAAAACAGAAGUGUUUGAAAAGCUAUACAAUUGUAUUGUAUGUUUUAUUCUGUAAUGAUCACAAGUGAUCUGAGGGAUA